GCUUCCCUUAUAUGACUUUUUGUUUUUUUUUCCUACCUUCCUCUUAUCAUAUUUUUUUUAAAUUGACCUUUGCUAUUCAUGUUAAUUAAACUAACAUAAGGUUUGUUUGCUUGUGAUGCAACGCAUCGUCGAAACCGGCCUCGUUAGUAGUCCUAUAUAAGGAAGGUUAUACCAAAGGACAAACAACACCAAAUUAGUGAAACAGCCAAAAAAAACACAAACACUAAUCAUACUUUCCUUUCCAAAAAAAAAAAAAAAAAAAAAAAAAAACAUAUAACAUGGAGAGUAGCCCAUAUUAUGUAGAAAAGAAGCUUAAAUUGUUUGGGUUCGAAGUCGAUUUAUACAAAAAUCCCGAGAACAUGAACAUGAACAUGAAUGAACACGAAGAAAGUACGAAUUCAUCCAACACAAUCUCCUCUGGUUCUAAUAAAAAAGAAAACCAGCAGGGUGAUCGUGAAAGAAGCUCAUCCGUAACUAACAACAACAGCAGCAACAACAACAACAAUACCACUGAGAUCGAAAUCAAUAAGAAAUUCGAGUGUCAAUAUUGUUACAAAGAAUUUGCAAAUUCUCAAGCAUUAGGUGGCCAUCAAAAUGCCCAUAAAAAGGAGAGAAUGAAGAAGAAGAGGCUUCAACUACAAGCUCGAAAAGCGAGUAUUAAUUUUUACCUUCAACCAUACCAACAGAAAAACAACAAUUCUUCUUCAGGUGCUUUAUGGUACUUUGAUCCUAAAUCUUAUUAUCAUGCACCAGCAGAAAACCAUAAUUUUUCACUUUAUGAAGAAUCUCAAAUUAGCUUCGGCCAGUUUGAUUAUCAACACGAACACGAACACGAUCACCAGAAGCCGAGGGCGGCGGCUUUCCAGCAGUUUACGGUAACGCAUGGUGGCAGCAGGUGCACUUCAGAAAAUAGUACUCCUGUUAUAGUGAAACCUGUUACAAAACAAAGCUGUCAAUCUUUGGAUCUUCAAUUAGGGCUUAGUACAGUUUAGAUUCUAAUGUUGUUAUCAAAAGCUUUCCUAGAGCUGCGUAACUUUUAUGAAUUCUUUGCAUUUUUCUUAA
Messenger RNA from Chenopodium quinoa (quinoa), 1062 nucleotides. RefSeq names its product zinc finger protein 8-like. Bases 279 to 992 code for a protein of 237 amino acids. Gene Ontology annotation, biological process: trichome morphogenesis; gibberellic acid mediated signaling pathway; cytokinin-activated signaling pathway. The record is from RefSeq and is a predicted model, not a curated record. Gene Ontology annotation, molecular function: transcription cis-regulatory region binding; DNA-binding transcription factor activity. Gene Ontology annotation, cellular component: nucleus. The transcript has a single exon. Lineage: Eukaryota; Viridiplantae; Streptophyta; Magnoliopsida; Caryophyllales; Amaranthaceae.